CAAAGGCUGCUGGGUAAUUAUCACGGGCAAACAUGGCGGCCACCCUUCCGAGACUCUUGUCCUUCGGUAAAAAUACGAGGGCUUUACUUAAUGUUUUGAGGAUUUCUGCAGCUCCAUCUCAACAAUACACUGUUCCUGUUUCAAAUUAUGGAGAAAAAAUUACUCACACUGGACAGGUCUAUGACGAAAAUGAUGUGAGGAGAGCUAGAUUCGUCGGUAGACCAAAAGAGGUGAAUGAAAACUUUGCAAUCAAUUUGGUUGCUGAAGAACCAGUGACAGAUGUAGAGUCAAGAGUUGUGUCCUGUGAUGGGGGUGGAGGGGCUCUCGGUCACCCCAGAGUUUAUAUCAAUCUGGACAAGGAGACCAAAGUUGGCACAUGUGGAUACUGCGGGUUGCAGUUUCAGCAGAAGCAUCAUCACUGAGGGACUGUCUUGUGCUUUGUGGGCUAUACAUUAUCUCCCUUUCAAAAUAUCUAAUAAUUUUCUCUGUACAAUAAAAUAUGCUGUAAAUACAAA
Molecule: messenger RNA, 515 nt
Organism: Paramisgurnus dabryanus
Lineage: Eukaryota; Metazoa; Chordata; Actinopteri; Cypriniformes; Cobitidae
Gene: ndufs6
Product: NADH:ubiquinone oxidoreductase subunit S6
Biological process (GO): mitochondrial electron transport, NADH to ubiquinone
Cellular component (GO): respiratory chain complex I
Source: RefSeq, a predicted model, not a curated record